GGCUCGAGAGCGCCGCCUUGGGGCUCGUCGCAGGUGGGAGGGAGUUACUAAAAGCCGGCCGCAGCCCGCCAAACCCAGGGCCGAGGGCACCGUAACCGACCCGGGCCGCGGGACCCCGGACAGUCGGAGGCCUGGCCCGUCGCCGAGAGGUGUGGGCCGCCCCGCACAGCUUCCCGUUAGCGCUGACUGGCGUUCGGGGAUCGUUUGCUCUUUCGAUGUCUGUAAUUGCUUCGUGCUUGUAACCGAACCCCAGAGGGAGUUUUCAGAAGACUCAAAAGUUAAAUACGAUUUAAAUUAGUUCAAGCUCCGGUGUCCUGUUGGGAUCUAACAUCUAUAAACAUGAGAGACCAGAAAUAGCUGGAAUGCUAUCCUAAACCAAAAAAAAUCUAUUUAAAUACUUUUUUAAUGUUGCUUAAAUGAAGAAAGAUAUGUUAAACAUCCAAAACUCCACCUGAUAACUAUUGAGACACUGGUCAAUAUGUCGCUCAAUCCAAGUCGACCGUCUUCAUCAGAGUUGGUGGAACUUCAUGUUUUUUAUGUCCCUGAAGGAUCGUGGAACUAUAAAUUAAAUACUAUUUCAAUAGAAGUUAUUAACAACUUUAUUUCUGCUGGAUUUAUAAGAGUGUCUCCUCAACUUACUUUACAAGCUCUGAGGGAGCGUCUUGGUGAGUUUCUUGGUGUAGAUGCUGUUGCAGAAAAAUUUUUAUUUCUGAAAUGCAUUGGAAAUAAUUUAGCUGUGGUAAAGGAAAAGCAAGAAUCAGAAUUGAAACUCAAGUCAUUUGCUCCUCCAUAUGCACUUCAACCAGAAUUAUAUUUGCUUCCUGUAAUAGAUCACUUAGGAAAUGUUUAUUCAGCGUCGACAGUUAAUUUAGACGAACAGCAGAGUGUUGAUGAUACUAUGGAGAUUGACGGAACAAUCCACAGACCAGAUAGUUUGUCUUUGUCAAAGGAUGAACCUGGAGAUCCAAGUUUGUUGGAAAAUACAUGGAGAGACUUUCCAAAUCACGAAGAAGCUGAGGAAAGCCAGCCUACACAACAGCACUUUGGAAAUCCCAGGUUGCCAGGAUCAUUGGAAGAGUCAGAUGAUUGUUUGGGGAACGUAAAAAGUCCAUUCCUUUGGAAAAAUAAUGAUGAGGAUGAGGGUGAGGAGGACGAUAAGGCAACCAUCAACAGAAGGCAAGCCAAACUGGUGUGCGACAAGGAGCACAGCGCCCUGCCAGAUCUGAUUGAUUUUCCUUCAUUUCCUUCUCAACGUGUUUCUUCAAGAUUAGUGGAUACCUCAUUAUUGAAAAUUGAGAGAGAAAAGAUUAUUGAACAAAUGAAGCAAGUAAAGGAAGAACGGAAAUAUCUGGAAAAUAUUAGAGAAGAACUAAUUAAAAAAGUUGAAAAGCUGUUUGAACAAAGUAAAUCAAAACGAUAUCAUGUUUGUGUUUUGUUUGUAGCCUGUGAUAGCUGGAAGAAAAAAUAUUUUGACACUAAGAAAGUCACAGCAUCAUUGGAGGAAGUCUUAACAAAACUUCGAGAAGAUUUGGAACUUUACUAUAAAAAACUGCUCAUGCAGCUUGAAGCCAGGGAGAUCAAGAUGCGACCAAGGAAUCUGGCAAACAUCUCAGAUUCUAAGAAUUAUCUUAUAAUCCAGAUCACCGAAGUACAACAUGCUAUUGACCAACUUAAGAGAAAGUUGGAUACUGAUAAAAUGAAACUCAUAUUAGAAGUUAAGAUGAGGAAACAAGCAGCUUCGGAUUUACAGACAUUAAGAGCUGAUCUGACACAGAAGAAAAUGGGUACACCUUUCCGAUCUCCAAUAUGUAUGUUCAUUUAUCUCUUGAAAUUUUAAAUACUUAAUUGAACAAAAUUUAAAAUAGAUUUAAUUUUUAUUUUUUGUGCAUGUAGUGCAAAUUAUAGCAUAAAUCUAUAUAGUAGCUGUUUAUUUUAAAGAUUUUGAGUCUAUUACCUAUUUUGUAGUACUAUAUUUUAUAAUUGCUUAUUAUUUAAUAAACUUAAAUUAUAGGCCAAUAUAAUGGCAAAAUUAAUGAUUAGCAAAACAUGUAUUUCAGUAAAUACCAGUGUAUUUGCCAGGAUAUAUAAUUUUGUUAAUCACAUUUUGAUUAAAAACAAUUUCAACUACAACAAAUUUGUGUCUAAUAAUUUAAUUUGUAUUGAUUUUAGAAAUGUAAGAUGAAUCUUAGAAAUAUAAUUAUUCAACAUAUACCAUGGGAGUAAAUAGUUUUACUGUCAUAAAUAACUAUGUAAAUAGAAAAUACAGUAUUGUCAUAGCAGAUAGGUGAUAAAUCAUUCAUUCUAAUUUGGAAGGGGAUUAUAUGUAAAGAAGAUAGGAAUUAUGUAAUGGAGUUCAAAGGAAAUAAUAAAAUGUAAUGAUUUGUUUUAUUUGUA
This is a messenger RNA of Rattus norvegicus (Norway rat), 2394 nucleotides long. Lineage: Eukaryota; Metazoa; Chordata; Mammalia; Rodentia; Muridae. The record is from RefSeq and is a predicted model, not a curated record.